AGUAAUAAUAAAGGGACAUGAGUGAAAUAUUCAAACUAUGAAGUGGUUAAAUUGUCAUUUCUGCCAUAUACCAGGUAAAAAUCGCAUCUCCACCAUCAAUUCAACACGUCGUCGUUUUUUGCCUCCUCCCCCUCCCACAAAGGCACAAAUCCUCUCCGAUUAACCCAAAUAAAGCUCUGAUCGCGUCUCUCUCUCUCUCUCUCUGUGUAUAUAUAUCUCUCUCUCUCUCUCUCUACCAAAAAAAAUCAGAAUGGCGUCGUUGAAAUCUCUCUCAACCGCUGCUAGCUCUCUUAGGUCUCGACUGAGUCCGUCCCUCCGGACACGUGGCGGAGGAGGAGGCGGGCCGAGCAGAUGGGCGACAGCAGGACACGAGGAUCAACCCAAAGGCUUCGCGUUCAGCCGGCCACCGCCGCCGAUCGGAGAGUCACGAAAUUGGGAAGACUGGGAGCUUCCCUGCUACAUCACCAGCUUUCUCACCGUCGUUAUGCUCGGAGUCGGCCUCAGCGCCAAGCCCGAUCUCACCAUUGAGACCUGGGCCCACCAGAAAGCCCUCGAAAGGCUCGAAUUGGAAUCCGCCGAAUCUGAUUGAAUCAAGGUUAUACCUUUUUUUUUCUUUUUUUCCUAAAAAGUUUGUGCAGUUAUUAGCUGUUUCGAGGAAUAAAAAUGUAAUUUGUGCGAACCAUUGUUGUUUGGAAUGAUGCUCUUGAUCAAUUGAGGGCUCAUUUUAUGAGUUAGUUCAUUUCUGGGUGGGGGGUUUCCCCCCCUUCAAAACUGCUGGAAUAACGAGUUUUUCGAAUUUAUUUCUUUUUUCUGCUGUAA
Molecule: messenger RNA, 819 nt
Organism: Erythranthe guttata (spotted monkey flower)
Lineage: Eukaryota; Viridiplantae; Streptophyta; Magnoliopsida; Lamiales; Phrymaceae
Source: RefSeq, a predicted model, not a curated record